AUGCAGUAUCUACCAGUACAAGACUUCGAAGCGGUGACGAGCGCGCUGAACUUCAACACACCCGACUGUAGCGUGACAGGCGGGUGCGAUCUCUACACGACGAAAUCAACAGGUUCCGACAAGAAGCUCUACAAAAACAUCGACAACGAUCUAAACUCGCAACACGAAGCCCUGCUCAAGCUCGGCGCCAGCCUAUCACCACCUGAGCGCGCUCACAUGCUUGCUACAUCACCGAGCAUGCAGCUAUUUUCACACUCAAGUGCUUUCGGCCCCUUGUCCGAGCUCUCGAGUCGCAAGACAUUUGCAUACCUUAUCGCGACACUGAAUGCGAGUCACCCACACUACGAUUUCUCUCAUGUCCUUCGACCCAACGAUUUCAAACGCGAGAGAAACCUGCGUCGCGUUAUGGUCAACCUCGAUUCAAUUCUUCAGAACGUAAGACCUAACUUCGAACCCAAAUCCCUCGGCUCCUCGCUAGGCAGUGAGACAACCUCGAUAUGGGGCCCCCAAUGCUGGUCAUUGAUCGACAAGGAGAUGCACCUCAACGAGUGUACUAUUUUCAGCUACAACCCCGAGAGCGACCCUUUUGAGGAAGACGAGAGUGCGAUCUGGGCUUCACACUACUUCUUCUUCAACCGCACCUUGAAAAGAGUGGCAUAUCUUUACGUCCGCGUUGUGCCAGUUAUCUCGUCUCAUAGCCCAACUCUCCGACCCACAAAUCUGGCCAGGAACCACAGCAACCAACGGGAUCUGGAAUCAGCUGGCGCGCAGAAACGCGCCAACUACUGGCUUGGUGAUCAAGAUGCUGAGUUAGUGCCAUAUAAUGAGGAUGACGAGGAGCUCAAUGACGACGGUCUUUUCUGGAAUCGCGGAGAGAACGGAGAUCUCGUUGCCUAUUCAGAUGAAGACUUCGACGAAGAUAUCGAGGAUAUGGAUAUGCUCGAUAGCAGUCCUGACAGGUCCAUGAGCGAUGAUGUCGCGGGUCGUAUGGAGAUCUAG
Fusarium tjaetaba is the source of this 999-nucleotide messenger RNA. Its product is annotated as MAF1-like protein. Bases 1 to 999 code for a protein of 332 amino acids. The record is from RefSeq and is a predicted model, not a curated record. The transcript has a single exon. Gene Ontology annotation, biological process: negative regulation of transcription by RNA polymerase III. Lineage: Eukaryota; Fungi; Ascomycota; Sordariomycetes; Hypocreales; Nectriaceae. Gene Ontology annotation, molecular function: RNA polymerase III core binding. Gene Ontology annotation, cellular component: nucleus.